AUGGCGGAGCUCGCGCGGAGGGCCCGGCCCCCCUCGGGCCCCCUCGGGCCCCCAUCCCCGGGGACCCCCGGCCCCGGCAGCGCCCCGGGGACCCCGGGCGGGCCCCUGUCUGCUUCUGCCCCCGCGGCCGGGGGCGGGGACGAGGGGCCGGGCCGGGGCCGCGGGAAGGUCACGGUGCGCUACGACCGAAGGGAGCUCCGCAAGCGCCUCCACCUCGAGGAGUGGAUCCUGCGGCAGCUCACGGCGCUCUACGACUGCCCGGAGGAGGAGAUCCCCGAGCUGGAGAUCGACGUGGACGAACUGCUCGACAUGGAGAGCGACGGCGCCCGCAGCGCCCGGGUGCAGGAGAUCCUCGUUGACUGUUACAAACCCACAGAGGCGUUCGUGUGGGGACCUGCUGGAGAAGAUCCGGGGAUGCAGAAACUCAACACCCCCAGAAGAAAUGACCCUCUCCCCAAAAUCUUGGGGAUCCCCCCUCCCAAUCCCA
Myiozetetes cayanensis is the source of this 487-nucleotide messenger RNA. Its product is annotated as protein phosphatase 1 regulatory subunit 14B-like. Gene Ontology annotation, cellular component: cytoplasm. Gene Ontology annotation, biological process: regulation of phosphorylation; innate immune response. The record is from RefSeq and is a predicted model, not a curated record. Lineage: Eukaryota; Metazoa; Chordata; Aves; Passeriformes; Tyrannidae. Gene Ontology annotation, molecular function: protein serine/threonine phosphatase inhibitor activity.